This is a messenger RNA of Arachis ipaensis, 1398 nucleotides long. Lineage: Eukaryota; Viridiplantae; Streptophyta; Magnoliopsida; Fabales; Fabaceae. The record is from RefSeq and is a predicted model, not a curated record.
CGGUGAUGGGCGAGAGAUGGACUGCAGCCCUUAACCGUUUAGAUUCAAAUGAUCCAUAUGGUUAAUGUUUUUAAGACAAAAAAAAAAGAGGGCCUAACCUGCAGGAACCCUCUACCCCCGCUGAUUUGUGGAGUCAAUCCCCCGUUUUAGUGAGAUGCAAAUUGGUACCAAACCAAUUUUCCUAGCCCUAGCCUCCGGCGCACUCUUGAUGUUCGCCGGCCGUCCGUCAACGUAGCUUGCCGUCGUGAUCCAGCUCUUGAACCCCUCGGAUCGUGGCUGCUUCGUGGAGCACGGCGUCCGUUGUCUCUGCAUUUGCACUCGAUUUUCAGGAAGGGUUCGUUUGGUUGCUGUCGUUGGGUUCCCCUCUACGUUCAGCAGUCGGCUCAGUUCCCGUUCUUCGCCGCCGUCGAUUGAUCAGCCCUCACUGGUCGCGUAAGUCGCCGUUGACCGUUCGAGUUCGCGAAGGCGUUCGCGCGAAAGCCACAUCGCUCUCCCCUUAUGGCUGGGUCGACACCGCGAGGGACCCCACAUGUGGUACUGCUAGCUUACUUCGUCUCCGUGAGUUUCUCAAACCCGCCUCCCCACAUUACACCCACGGAGCCAAUACCCUGCUUCGACGUCGACAGCUUCCAAUUAGCAACACAAGAGAUGGAGGCGGACCCAAGCGAGGGGGAUGAUGACCCUCGAUGGACUCAAAGUGAUGCGUUUGAGGAGGUCCAUCGUGCAGAAGAACGUGGGGUCGGGGUGGAUGAUGAAUCUUGUGACUUCGAAGACCUUCGCGGAAUGACUGUGGAUGACAUUUUGAAGAAGGUUUGGGUCAGCGUGGAGACUGCAUACGAGUAUUAUCGAAGAUUUGGAAAAAUGCAUGGGUUCGGUGUGCGAAAGGGUGACUCAGGGAAAGACUGCGAAGGGAACUUGGUUAGAUAUAGGUUUUUUUGUAAUAAGGAAGCUUUUAGGGAUCAUAAACACUAUGAAAGGAUUGAUAGAAGGAGGGAACACAAACCGGAGACAAGAACUAACUGCAAGGCAAUGUUAUCGAUUUUUUUAGACAAGACUGAUAAAUGCUGGAGGUGAGGAAACUAGUCACCGAACACAACCAUGAGUUGACACCGACAGGAAUGGUGCACUUGAUUGCCAAUCAUCGUGGGUUAACGGAAACGGCAAAGAGUCAGAUAGAUGGGAUGCAAGCGCAUGGUAUUGCAACGGCUAAGAUUGUAGGGUACAUGGCUGGUAUGGCCGGUGGGUACCCGUUGUUGGGGUUUCUGAAGAAGGAUGUCUACAACUACGCUGACAAACAGCGGCGUAUUAAAAUAUCUGACGGUAUAUCCCGGGCUCCCUUCCUCUCCUCACCACAUAGUACCGGAAACGACCAUGUUCCAUGUGUGCUAGUUCUUAUGU